Messenger RNA from Cooperia oncophora, 849 nucleotides. Lineage: Eukaryota; Metazoa; Nematoda; Chromadorea; Rhabditida; Trichostrongylidae. The record is from the annotation of a GenBank genome assembly.
AUGAUGCUGGUUUCUGCCAUACUGUUGGCAUGCGCUUUUCUCGAUUCACUGGUCGUUGUAUCACAGCUCUCAUUCGCCAACGCCAUCUCCCACCUCAUUGUGAACGCUAUCAUGAUGAUAUACUGCUUGACCGAGGUCCGUUCGUGGUCAUUCUCUUCGGUAACGUUCGCUCUAGACAUCAACACUCUACCAACAAUGAUUGGUGUGGUCGUGUUCGGUUAUACUUCGCAUAUCUUCUUACCGAAUCUCGAAGGGAAUAUGAAGGAACCAAAGGAGUUCAAAUGGAUGCUGAAAUGGUCACAUGUGGCCGCUGCGUUGUUCAAAGCAGUAUUUGGUCUGUUCGGAUUUCUGACAUUCGGUGAACUGACACAGCCCGAGAUCUCCAACUCGUUACCUAAUCAAGGAUUCAAGGUGGUCGUCAACCUGGUGCUUGUCAUCAAGGCGCUUCUCUCAUAUCCUCUACCGUUCUACGCAGCGGUACAAUUGCUCAAGGACAAUCUCUUCCGCGGCACAAAAACCACGCCGUUUACGGGAUGCUACAGUCCCGAUGGAUCACUACGUGAAUGGGCGCUUUUCUUGCGGAUUCUCUUGCUCCUGUUUACACUUUUCAUUGCACUGUCAGUACCGUAUCUCAUCGAACUCAUGGGCCUUAUUGGGAACAUCACUGGCACCAUGUUGUCAUUCAUCUGGCCAGCACUCUUCCAUCUACGAAUUCGUGGCGAGACAAUGGUUAACAGAGAUCGUCGUUUCGACCAAAUGAUUAUCGGCUUGGGCUGCUCCAUCUGUAUUUCCGGAGUUUAUUUCUCUUUCAUGGAACUUCUACGAGCGAUUCAAGCAAACGAUCAGUGA